AAGUUCUUGUCAGGUUGAAGACUUCAACCGCCCUUUGAUCGUUAUUUUAAUUUUUGUUUAGUCUAUCAAUUGGUUAUAUCAAUAUAAAUGCAUAAAUUGUGAAGGUUGAAUGUAAAAUAUACAUAGUUUUACUUUUAAAUGUGGCAAAAAUAAUUAAAUAGUGACUAACAUUGGUGAAUAUGAGUUCCGAAAGCUCCGACCCGGGUGCAAAUAUAGCACUUUCAUUAGUGGCUCAGUUUGAUGAAAUAAAUCGUAUUAAUAACGUUCUGAAUGACAGUUCGACUGAAGAAUGUUUCCUAGCAUUUCUAAAACAAAUGGAAUGGGUGCGCAGUCAGUGGGCUGCGGCAGAAACAGAGGCUGUUCGUCUUCAAACAGAGCUGGAUGAAGCCCUCCGCACUCUAUCAAAAUGGGAGGCUAAGUUUGCACAUGUUCGUAAAUUGCUGGAUGAAGAAAAACGGGAGAGAAAUAUUGUUUUAAAGAAAUAUAAUGAAUUGAGCAAGCUAUUAGACAUGGCUCGGGAUCUUCUUUUCAAUGACAACAGAGCGAAACUUAAUGAUGAAACCCUCCAGAAGCUGGCCUUCCUCAACGGUACUGCUCAGCAGGAUCAUAAUGCUAAGAUUAAUGGUAUUCCGGAACUGAACUCUACUGGUACACUUCUAUCGGAGAUGUCAUAUUCACGUUCAGAAGACGACUUGGAUCUCUCACUGGCGUCCACUCGCCGCUCGUGGGUGCAACGCGGCGGCUGGAACGUGCGAGAGAACCCGCCGGCAAAUAAGAAGAGACGCUCUUCUACCAACUCUUCUGCUACUAAAACGGUGGAGCUACAAGGUGGCAAAGUGCUUGCAACAGCAACAACGACAUUGACCCUGGAACGAGCCCCAACUGCACAUGAUCUGAAGCCACCGCAGAACUUUCAACCUAUAUCGGAGAGCAGUGACGAAGCGCCCACACCGAGUCGCAAAUCGGCGGCUCGUCUUUCUGAAAAAAUAAUCAAAAACCAGGACUUUACACCUUCUGCACCACCUAAAACUGACACGGAGAGCGCGUCGGAGGCGGGAGCGGCGGGAGCGGCGGGAGCGCGCGCGCAGCGCACGCCGUCGGUGCUGUCGGCCGGGUUCGGCUCGCCGCGCGUGCGAGCGAGACAGCACAACUUCAUCGCCAAGAACUUCUACAAGCGCGAGACGUGCGGCCCCUGCGGGAAGACCAUAAAGUUCGCGAAGGUGGGCGUGAAGUGCGAGCACUGCCGUGCGCAGGCGCACCCCGAGUGCCGCGCGCUGCUGCCGCUGCCCUGCGUGCCGCCCGGCCGCGCGCUGCACAACCAGGAGGGCAGCAUAUCGGACUUCGCGCCGUCCAGCCCGCCCAUGGUGCCGGCGCUGCUGGUGCACUGCAUCAACGAGAUCGAGAAGCGCGGGCUGGCCGAGCGCGGCAUCUACCGCGUCAGCGCGCUCGACAAGGAUGUCAAGCGGUUGAAGGAGCGGUUCCUGCGCGGGUGCGGGUCGCCGCAGCUGGCGGGCGAGGACAUCCACGUGGUGUGCGGCUGCGUGAAGGACUUCCUGCGCGGGCUGCGCGAGCCGCUCGUGUCCAGCGCGCUGUGGGCCGACUUCCUCGCGGCGGCCGGCAGCAGCGACGUCACCGCCGCCGUCGUGCAGGCCGUCAGCCAGCUGCCGCAGCCCAACCGCGACACGCUGGCCUUCCUGGCGCUGCACCUGCAGAGGGUGGCAGAGAGUCCAGAGUGUGAGAUGGGAGUGGAGAACCUGGCCAAGGUGUUCGCACCCACAGUAGUGGGAUACGGGAUGAUGACGCAACCCGCCGAAAUGUACUCCGCCACUGUGCAUAUGUUCAAUGUGAUGCAAGUGCUGCUGAGCCUGCCGGGCGACUACUGGUCGCAGUGGGCGUGCCCCGCGCCGGCGUCGCCGCCCGCCGCCGCCGCCGCGCUGCACAAGCCCCGCGGCUACUUCUUCUCGCCGGCCGACAACGCAGUGCCGAGGAAGAAGAAAAAUUAUUUCCAAUGAGGUGGCAAAUUUAGUGCAUAGUACCUAAAUAGAUUUCGUUUUAAGUUGGUUCGUGUAAGGGAACAAAUUAUGUUUAAUUUUGUUAAGUAAGUAACUACUUAAGUUUUUGUGUUAGGUGAGGGUAUUUAUGUAAGCCAUUAAAAGUUGUUAGUGUUACCCUUUAAAAUAAAAAAAAAUGUUGCCUUAUAAUUAAUUUGUGAAAACAAAUUAAAUAGAGUAUUGCAAAAAGUUUAAUAGAUAAUAUAUGUAUACUGUAAAGAUGAGCGUACGUGUCUUUUUGUUUAAUUUAAUAUUUCUUUAAUAUAUUUUUGUAUUUAAAUCAUAAAAAUAAUAUCUAGAUUAGUUAUGAUAAAUAAUACAAAUAAAACAAAUCUUGGAUUCUAAUGUAGUAUAUAGUAUUAGUACGUUAGUAGUAUAUACUAGUAAGUAUGUUCGUCAGAUCAAGAAGUGCUGAUUCGAUUUUGAUGAUAUUUACAAUACUACAAAAUUACUCAAAUGUUGAAUCUUCGGAAAUGAAUAUAACCCAUCUCAGAAUAAUUUCAAUGAAUAUUAAAAUUAGCAAAUUAUUGCAUUUUGUUUAGAUCUUAUUUAGAUAGGAUUUGACAAAAUUCUAGAUGUAUGUGGAAUUUAUCAUUCUUGAUCAUACUGGUCUUCUAAACGAUUGUUAUUUUUUUAUAUUAUAAUAGUUUUAGUUUUCCGUUGUGACGUCAAUCAGCCGCCUACGGUGGUCUAACAGGCCUCUAUAGAUAUAUUUUUAGAAUAAUAGCACUUACAUGUAUAGAAAUAAAUCUCAAAUUUGUAUCUGAGAUACUGUUUUCUAUCUUUAGCAAUAUAGAAAGCCGUUUGAAAUGAAAUUGAUACAGAAACUCAAAAUGAUUAUUUUUUUUUUGUGACUAUUAGAUUAAUUAGGUGACCUAAGGUCUCUCCAUUACUAUAUAUAAGAGUGUUUGGUUUGAGUCGAGAAAAAACAUGUUUUCUUCAUUAUUUUUUUUUGUUGCUGGAAGUGCUUUACAUCUUAUAGGAAUCCUAUAUUACUGUAUAUUAUGGUAAAUAAUCAUUUAACUAUUUUGUUACACUUUUGUAUUUAGUUUAUAAGAUAAAUUAAGUUAUUCGAGAUUAAUGUCUUUGAAAAUGUUAUAUGGUAUUAAAUCUCGAAAGUAACUGGUACUAAUAAGUUCUUUUUUUCUGGCUCUUUAAGUUCUAAAUCAUUAUGUUUAAAAUUAUUUUGCUUAUGGAUAAAGGGCGAUUGUUAUAUUGAAAAAACUAGUGUCUCGGGACGCCCGAUAGAAGUGUUAGAUAGUAAACUGAGAGGAGAGGAGACUGCCUACUGCAGACGUAUGCGUGAGAGGAAGGGAAGGAAGACAAUCGGUCGUAACGCGUUACGUAACGAAGUGGUAGACACUCCAAUGAGAAGCUAUCUCUUCAAAAUAAUGUAUAGUCGAAAUCACAGAAGUAAGCAAAAUGAAUUAAACGCUAGGGAUAAAAGACCUAUUUCUUUGUAUUACAUGUAGUUUUAUUUUUACGUCAUUACGGCUAGUCAAUGACUUGUAUUAUAACUUCACUAACAUUGUUUUCUUCAGUUUGACUAUAAAUAAAAUCAUGUAAAAACU
Messenger RNA from Zerene cesonia (dogface butterfly), 3622 nucleotides. RefSeq names its product rac GTPase-activating protein 1-like. NCBI's taxonomy places the organism in Eukaryota, Metazoa, Arthropoda, Insecta, Lepidoptera, Pieridae. Gene Ontology annotation, biological process: signal transduction. The coding region runs from base 180 to 2012 and encodes 610 amino acids. The transcript has 13 exons. The record is from RefSeq and is a predicted model, not a curated record.